GUUAUAACAUUCAUUACAUGUGAGCAUUAAUACUAAGAUUUGAUCAAGAUGGCAACUAGAUGCUUAAGCUUUGUAACAUUAGUUAUUACUACAAGCAUCUUAGUGUUAGGAAUUUCUGGUCAAUUUGAAUGUGGUGGUGACUUGAAUGGAAUUGUAUAUCAUUGUAAACCUUUUGUGAAAAAGGAAGGGCCAUAUGUUCCACCAUCAAAGGAAUGUUGUACAGCAUUGAAUGGAGCUAAUGCCUUAUGUUACUGCCAAUAUGUCACUCCUAAACUUGAGCGUAAUAUCAGCAUUGAAAAAGCUUUGAAUAUCGCUGGAUAUUGCAAUUGCCAAGAUAUUCCUACGGACAAGUGUGGAAGUUAUACUAUUCCUCAUCCUCCUUCUCUAAAGGCUUGAUGCAAAAAAUUGGGGGCGCAUGGAACUUAUAUAUAUGAAUAAAAUAAAACAUGUGUCUUUAUAAUUACUUAUUCAUGUAUUUUUAUGAGUUCAAUGAUGUAAUCUCAGUGCUACAUAAUUGCUUUGAGGAAUAA
Messenger RNA from Medicago truncatula (barrel medic), 530 nucleotides. RefSeq lists its product as uncharacterized. The coding region runs from base 49 to 396 and encodes 115 amino acids. Lineage: Eukaryota; Viridiplantae; Streptophyta; Magnoliopsida; Fabales; Fabaceae. The transcript is spliced from 2 exons. The record is from RefSeq and is a predicted model, not a curated record.